AUGUACAAUAAAAAGUUGAAGCAAAAGUUCAUUAAGAGGACUAAAUUAAAAGAAGAUGACCCCUUAGUUGUUGAACAUGUAUUGUCGGAUGAUAAGUGGAUAGCCGCCCCAAGUGAUGGGGAGGAAGAUGGCGGGGUAAUUGGAAGUGCUAGAGGUGGCAGGGCUAUUGGAAGACCUAGAGGUGGCGGAACAAUUGGGGAAGGGAGUGGAACUAGGAAAAGGAAAAAUGUUCAAGUGAAUUUGAUUGACGAGGAUGAUGGGAUGAACUUAUCACUAACUUGUGCUUUUUUUUGUGUGUUGUUUCCUAUGUGGCUGUUUUUUGAAGUUUUAGACUUUGAUGUUCUAGACUUAUUUUAUGUUUUUGAAUGUGUUUUUUUAUGA
Molecule: messenger RNA, 381 nt
Organism: Lactuca virosa
Lineage: Eukaryota; Viridiplantae; Streptophyta; Magnoliopsida; Asterales; Asteraceae
Source: the annotation of a GenBank genome assembly